Molecule: messenger RNA, 2312 nt
Organism: Doryrhamphus excisus (bluestripe pipefish)
Lineage: Eukaryota; Metazoa; Chordata; Actinopteri; Syngnathiformes; Syngnathidae
Gene: ccne2
Product: cyclin E2
Source: RefSeq, a predicted model, not a curated record
UUGACAUGUUUGACAGCUGCACCACGUGCUCGCCUGUUUACAUUCUCCCAAGAAGGAGGCACGUGACCCGCCAUGCUCGUGCUCCCAUUGGCCGAACGUCGCCCUGACUCCUCCCUCGGGCGGGCCCAGAACGCGGAAGUUCCUCUGGCGCGGGUGAAAAAUGAUGAAAAACGUCACUUUAUGAUAAUGCCACUGAGUAUUGUGUGCACCGGACGAUUGUAGGGUAAAAUACCCGUCGUUUAAAUUCAACCGGAACACACAGAAUUCUGUAUUAACAUCAAAAAUCACCAUGAGAUACGUUCACCGUUCGAAAUGAACGCUGUGUCCAGUGAAACCAAACAAAAGGUCGAUGAGUUAGACACUGUGUGCUUUCGUUGAGUGCGUGAAUUAUUGGAGCUGCUUUUCGGCGUCCAUGAGAACCUCUCGGCGUUGCUCGUUUGUGGAGAUUUCCGCUCAUUUUCAAACAUUUAGCGCGAGUGGUUGAACCGGGAAAGCGCAUGCGCAGAUGCGCGCGGCAGUCUCAGACGGAUAUAAGGAUUGGCGCCGGCGCCACAGCUGAUCCAUUCAUUCAUUCUUCACUCAGGAGCAGAACACCAAGUCCAAUCAGAACCAUGUCCAGACGCAGCGGUCGCAUCACUCUGCAAGCCAGAGACUCCAACACACCAGAACCCCCCGUCAAGGCUCUGCUGAGGAAAAGAAAGUCUGAGUCCUCCAAGAAGAAGACACAACCUGCCGCCAAGAAACAAAGCUAUGAAAUUCAGAAGUGCUGGUCCGAGGAUGGUACCAGCCCGUGUGUCCUCAUUGAAACGCCCCACAAAGAACUGGAGCCCGCAGACCCAUCCAGCUUCAAGCAGUACCGGUUCAAGAACCUCUUCAUCAAGUCCUCGCCCCUCCCUGUCCUCAGCUGGGCCAGCUCAGAUGAUGUGUGGAUCAAGAUGCUCAACAAGGAGCUGACGUACGUUCACGAUAAGAGCUACAUGCAGCGGCACCCUAAACUGCAGCCCAGCAUGAGGGCCAUCCUCCUCGACUGGCUGCUGGAGGUGAGCGAGGUGUACUGCCUCCACCGCCAGACGGCGUAUUUGGCUCAAGACUACUUUGACCGCUUUAUGCUGACUCAGGAGGACGUCAACAAGGACUACCUGCAGCUCAUCGGCAUCACGGCGCUCUUCAUUGCCUCCAAAAUAGAGGAGAUCUACCCUCCCAAAAUCGGCGAGUUUGCCUACGUGACGGACGGAGCGUGUGACACGUGGGACAUCCAGUGCACGGAGCUUCACAUCCUUAAGGCAUUGGACUGGACUCUCUGUCCGGAGACUCCUAUUUCCUGGCUCAAGCUCUAUGCUCAGGUGGAGGCCCAGAAAGAUGGAGAUAACUUCCUGGUCCCUCAGUUCUCACAGGAGAUGUACAUCCAGAUCACGCAGCUCUUGGACUUGUGCAUGAUGGACAUCACUUCGCUGGACUUCAGCUAUAGCGUCCUCGCCGCAGCUGCCUUCUGCCACUUCUCCACCUUCGAUGUGGUGAACAAAGUGUCAGGCCUGACGUGGGAGAGCGUUUCCCCCUGCGUGCGGUGGAUGAGUCCCUUUGUGGACACGUUGCGUUCAGAACCCAAACCUGAGCUCAAGACCUUCCCCAAGGUCAAAGCCGAGGACAGACACAACAUCCAGACACACGUCACCUACUUGGACCUCCUGAGGAAAUCCCAGGACCGGCACACAGACGGCACCGACUGUCCACUGUCACCUGUCGCCAUGACGCCCAUGUUGACUCCGCCCAGCAGCACAGAGAAACCAGCCAAUCACUGAGCAGGACCGCUCUGACCGAGACAUCUAGCUUUUGAAAUUUUAUUUUUGUUUUUAUUUAAACACAAAAUGAGAUUUUUGGUUUUGUGAAAGACUUUUUCAUCUUCAGGUGGAUGUAACACAUCCUGGUGCUCCUUCACUACAUCAUUCCACUGUGAAUGUUCUCUGGAACAUCCCAUCAUCAGUAUGGGAACACGCAGCUCUCUCGUGGACUCAUCGCCAUGGCGACAAGUGUUAUUGCUCUGUCUUUCCUGUUUCAUUCCUGGAAACUUGACCCAAGUAGGAUGCCCGCCUACUUCCACUCGUGUGCUUGUAUUUAUUGAAAAGAGUUUAAAAUCUGGGAGCGAGGGAUGAUUUGAGCUUGGUGGCUAUUUAUGAUGUUGCUGUACGGUGACGUGCGUUUGUGCCUUCGACUCCAACCAUUUACAUGCUAAAGAAUGUUUGUGUACAUAGAUCCAUUUUUCUAAUGAUGAAUUUUCAAUCUUUUAUACUGCAAUGUUGUACACACAGAUGAAA